AUGCCUUUGAGUCGGAGGGCGUCUCGCGAAGCCCAUAUCACGAUGCGCGAAGCAUUCAUGGGCCUUGAAAGGAUCAUGAUUGUCACCGAUCGAGCGCAGCUGAAGGACGUGACGCUUGACGACGUCCGACAAGCCGCUCUCCAGAUCGAAACACGGUUGGCGGCAAGCGGAUCGCUCCGCAACAUGCGACGACUGGCACCAUUGUUCUCUGGCUUGAGUCACUACUCCCAGGCCAUCGAGGUCCUGUGUAAUGGAACGCCUUAUCUACCCUGGAUAUGGGCUCCGAUCAAACUUGUGUUGAAGAUAUCUGCCGACUACAUCGAAGCAUUUGAACAAAUCAUCAAAGUCUACAGCAAGCUGGCCGAACCGUUGGUCCGAUUCAAACUGUUCCAACUGUCCUUCUCGACCAAUCCAGAAAUUCAGAGAACUUUGGCUGUUUAUUACUCUGAUAUUCUCAAGUUUCACGGGGAGGCUUACAAGUUCGUCCGACGAAAUGCUUGGCAGCGACUCUUUGCUACUUCGUGGGGCCGCUUCCAGCGGCGCUUCCAUAAUAUCUUUGCUGAUCUCAAAGCACAUGAAGAGUUGGUUGACAAGACCGUCAGUGCCGUCGAUAUAUUCGAGGCGAAGGAGAUGAGAGAGAAGUUGGAUGAUUGGAGACAACAAGAGAUGAUGAAACUGACGAAAGAGGAGGAGGAACGAACGAGUACAGAGUUUCAUGCCGUACUGAGCGUCUUGCGAGUUGAUGAGACACGUCAGAUAAACAUAUUUGACAAUCUUGUUGCUGAAGCCAAUCAACACCCCGGAUCCUGCGGCUGGAUACUCCAACAACCGAAGAUAAAAGCAUGGGCAAAGUCUGGCCGCGAUACGCAGUCUGCUGUACUUCAUGGUUGUGUCGGUAGCGGCAAAAGUGUCUUGGCUGCUCAGAUCGCGUCAUUUCUCCGGUCUUCAGAGCAUUCUUGGGUAGCGGCGCACUUUUGCACAUACCUCUAUCCCGAGUCAACGGACUACAACAGCAUAUUGCGAUCCCUGAUGGUGCAGAUGAUUCGUCAAGAUCCGGAGCUUAUAGCCUUAGCCUACGACUGGCUUGUAUUAAAGAAGAAACCCCCAAACUGUGCGGUUAUCGAACAACUUCUACGCCUUUUGAUGCUACCAGGCAUGUUUCUCUGGGCCAAACUCGUCAUGGAGUUUAUAAGCAAGAACUUCUUCUACGGCCGUGAUGAGAUAUUGGAAGCUGCCAGUAAGCUUCCUCGAGAACUGGGAAAGUUCUAUGGGCGGACAUUGUCGCAGAUUAUGGCAAAUUUUGACGAACGAUCCGUUCAAAGGAUCAGUUCUGUCCUGAGCUGGAUAUCAUUUGCUAAACGGCCACUUCGCUCUCCAGAGCUUUUGUCUGCUUUGACAUUUGACACCGGACACGAAGAAGUGAGUGAGCCAGUUCCGGCCUAUAUCCUCGAUCGGUGUGAGCCUCUCAUUCAGAAACAAGCCGACUCUACUUAUGCAUUUCUCCACCAUGGUUUAGCUACUGUUCAUUGUCUCCUGUCUUGUCAGCAGAUCUUUGCGCCCCCAUACCCUGAAACCCAAAGGGUUGGGAGAAUACUUCGUGGAACUCAUGGAUUCCACAUGUAUGCCACUCAUUUCUGGGUUGAGUACCUCUUGGGAUAUCCUGAACUUGAAGAAACUCGCUUUCUUGAGUCGGAAAUGUUUGUGUUGUCUUGUCGUUUGGCCAAAGGCUUUACCGGUGCGACACCAAGCCUGGAAGAGAUUAGAGGUGAAGAACUCAAUCCACGGCUUGCUCUGAUACGGCAAAGGCAUUAUCCCCUAUACAAGAUGGCAAAAAGGGUAAUCUUGGAGCAAAAGAAAGACACACUAGAACAUGUGUUAAUCAAGGGCAUCAAAUUUCAAGAACUCGAGCAAUUCAAGCAGAACUUUCGAGCAUCAGCGUUUACCUGUCGACUUUGGUCGUGUCCACAUGCCGUCGUCGGCUUCAGCAACAUGGACCGCCUCACUCAGCAUGAGAAAGACCACAUCAAGCACGUGUGUCGGGUUCCAGGCUGCCAAUAUCCGGCCUUCACCUCAGCAAGGAUGCUUAAGGAUCAUAUGGCCAAAUGUCAU
Messenger RNA from Trichoderma reesei QM6a, 2109 nucleotides. RefSeq lists its product as uncharacterized. The transcript has 7 exons. NCBI's taxonomy places the organism in Eukaryota, Fungi, Ascomycota, Sordariomycetes, Hypocreales, Hypocreaceae. The annotation marks the transcript as partial. The record is from RefSeq and is a predicted model, not a curated record.